This is a messenger RNA of Nycticebus coucang (slow loris), 1121 nucleotides long. It is a transcript of the gene ATRAID, whose product is annotated as all-trans retinoic acid induced differentiation factor. The coding region runs from base 131 to 925 and encodes 264 amino acids. Lineage: Eukaryota; Metazoa; Chordata; Mammalia; Primates; Lorisidae. The record is from RefSeq and is a predicted model, not a curated record. The transcript is spliced from 8 exons. Gene Ontology annotation, cellular component: intracellular membrane-bounded organelle. Gene Ontology annotation, biological process: positive regulation of osteoblast differentiation.
CAGCAGCUACUCACAGAUCACCCCAGGGCAACUACACUUGGAAGCUUAGGCCACGCCCUCUCGCGCAUCAGUGGGCGGGGCCGCGCACGCAAGGUUUGCGUGCCUUCAAGAAGGAUGUAGGGAACGGAAAAUGGCUCCUCGCUGGCCGGGCAAACUUAAGAGUCUGAUUUCCUGGGUUGGGGCCCUACUCCUCGCUCUGGGCGUGGAAAGGGCUCUGGCGCUACCCGAGAUAUGCACCCAAUGUCCAGGGACUGUGCAAAAUUUGUCAAAAGUGGCUCUUAAUUGUAUGCAGACACCAGAGUUAAUGCUGCAUGCCCGCUGCUGCCUGAAUCAGAAGGGCACCAUCUUGGGGCCUCUCUCCAUACCUGAAUUUGCUGUCUUCUUCCACCAAAUUAGGACAUAUCUAUCCUUGAAUUCCAGAAUCUUUUGUGUGGGCUCCCUGCAACUAAACCCCAGGCUGGAUCUCCAGAACUGUUCUCUGAAGGAUCCUGGUCCAAACUUUCCUCAGGCACAUACUGCUGUCAUCAUAGACCUGCAAGCAAACCCCCUCAAAGGUGACUUGAACAACACCUUCCAUGGUUUUACUCAGCUCCAGACUCUGGUACUGCCACAAGAUGCCAACUGUCCUGGAGGUAUUAAUGCCUGGAAUACUAUUAUCUCUUACAUAGAUAACAAAAUCUGCCAAGGGCAAAAGAACCUUUGCAAUAGCACUGCGGACCCAGAAAUGUGUCCUGAGAAUGGAUCUUGUGCACCCAAUGGUCCAGGUCUUCUGCAGUGCGUUUGUGCCGAUGGCUUUCAUGGAUACAAGUGUGUGCGUCAGGGCUCCUUCCCACUGCUUAUGUUCUCGGGGAUUCUGGGAUCCACUACACUGUCCAUCUCCAUUCUGCUUUGGGUGACCCAACGACGAAAAGCCAAGACUUCAUGAACCACAUAGAUCUUCCUAAGAGCAUCCUGAUCUAUCUUAGCCCUUCCAGGGAAAUUGCUUCUUAGAUAGGCAUCAUUGGCCAAUGGAUCCUCCUCAAGUUUGAGGCCAUUAGAAGAUGGAAAAUUGUACUACCCUGGAGUGGACGAGUACCAGUUCCCAUUUGUGCUGUUGCCUAUAAUAAAGUGUUUUUAUUAUU